AUGUUCUCGUCAGCACUCAAGUCGCUGAGCUCCAACAUCACCGCCAACUAUCAGAUUGCUCCCCACCCCACCGUGUACUCGGGCCCCUGGAGAAUCCAUGAUGGCACGAAAAAGUCCACCGGCACCGCAGCGUCCAUCUUCAUCUUUGACCGCAAAACUCUCGAAUCGCGGUCCGGUGGCUUCGGCGGCCGUUCUGGCUCCGCCAACAAGAAGCUACAGGAAGAUGUCAUCGACCGGCUGAAGCGCGAAGCUAGCAACCUCGCCCGGCUCAGGCACCCGUCCAUCCUGCAGGUUCUCGAGCCGGUCGAGGAGACCCGCAGUGGCGGCCUGAUGUUUGCAACAGAGCCCCUCACUGCGUCUCUGUCCGGCCUGCUGCUGGAGCAAAAUGGUCAGGAUAAUGCCGCCGGCGGCUCGAGAGGCAGCCGAUAUAUGGUCCAAGAGCCCGACGGCAGCCGUCGAAGGAAGGAUUUUGAGAUUGACGAACUUGAAAUCCAAAAGGGCCUGUUGCAAGUCGCCAAGGGUCUUGAGUUUCUCCACGAGUCGGCCGGGCUGGUGCAUGGCAACCUCAACCCGGACGCCAUCUAUAUCAAUUCCAAGUCCGACUGGAAAAUCUCCGGUCUGGGGUUUGCUGGGCCUCCCGAUUCCUCGGAGACUCGAACAUCGCUUCCUCCGCUGGCCGUGUCCGAGGUUCUCUACCAGGACCCACGGCUGCCGCCUUCAGUCCAGCUGAAUCUCGACUAUACCUCGCCCGACUUUGCUCUGGAUUCAAAUGUGUCUUCAUCUGCUGAUCUUUUCUCCCUGGGUCUCAUCAUCAUCUCGCUCUACAAUUCCCCGCAUGUGUCACCACUGCAAACCCAUGGGAACUUGACCACCUACAAGAAGCUGCUCAGCUCCCCAUCAACAACUCCGUCGCAGGGGAACAACUUUCUCUCUUCCAAACCGAUCCCGAAAGAUGUCUUGUCGCAUGUCCUGCCGCGGCUGAUUACCAGAAGAGCGGCCCAACGCAUGAAUGCGCGAGAAUUUCAGCAAUCCCAAUACUUUGACAAUGUCCUAGUAUCCACGAUUCGGUUCUUGGAAUCACUGCCUACCAAAAACCAGAAUGAGAAAACUCAAUUCUUGCGUGGUCUGCAGCGCGUCCUUCCUGACUUUCCCCCUUCUGUGUUGGAACGGAAGCUGCUCGGUGCGCUUCUCGACGAGAUGAAAGAUCGGGAGCUUCUACCUCUUUUGUUACAAAACGUAUUUGGGGUUCUUUCAAAAAUCCCCAAUGGUCGCCGCGCUUUCCCCGAGAAAGUCAUUCCUCGUCUGAAGGAGGUAUUCGGGACGGGCUCGGCCAAAGGACCAGUGGAACGGGACUCUAAGAAGGAUGCGGGCCUGAUGGUUGUGUUGGAAAACAUGAAACUCAUUGCGGACAACUGUUCCGGAAUGGAGUUCAAAGAAGACGUUUUACCUCUGAUGCGACUUGGACUGGACUCGCCAACACACUCCCUCGUGGAUGCAUCUAUCAAAUGUCUGCCGGUGGUGCUCCCUGUUCUUGACUUUAGCACCGUGAAGAACGAAGUGUUCCCUCCUAUCGCUAGUACCUUCAGUCGCACCAGCAGUCUUGCCAUCAAAGUUCGCAGCUUAGAAGCUUUUAAUGUCCUCUGUGGAGGCUCCGUCGAGGACUCCGACGGAUGGGAUGACGAUCUGACCGGCACCGUCCCGACCAAUAAAUCGAAAUCGGUCAAGACGUCCAUUCUGGACAAGUACACCAUUCAAGAAAAACUGGUCCCAUCCCUCAAGGCAAUCAAGACCAAAGAGCCUGGGGUGAUGAUGGCCGCCUUGAAGGUGUUUCGCCAAGUGGGUACCGUCGCAGAUACAGAUUUUCUCGCUCUCGAGGUAUUGCCUAUCCUCUGGAGCUUCAGCCUGGGCCCGCUGCUGAACCUCCAACAAUUCAAUGAAUUCAUGGCCUUGAUCAGGACCAUCUCUUCCAAGAUCGAGAAGGAACAGACCCGAAAGCUACAGGAACUUUCCUCUGGUGGCGAUUCAACCGGUUUCCAGAAUGGCGGCGACAGUUUCUCCCAAUCCGCCACUGAUCUUACUUCGGGUGAUGUGGACAAUGCCCGGAACCACUUUGAACGUCUUGUUCUGGGCAAGGGCGCUGCUGCACCUUCGAACGGCCAGGACAAGAUGGAUAUCUGGGGCAGCAUGGAACCGGAGCCGGCCAAAUCGUCGCGUCCCAGUCUGUCGCCCUCGUUCUCGUGGCAGACCAAUAAUCAGCAAGCUAGCUCUGGCUUCCGCUCCAUCACGCCCGAUCAGAAACUGAGCUCUUUCCCGUCGCUUGAGCCCACGGCCCGACAAGGCUCACCCAUGGCUUCGGCCUUCCCCUCAAUGCAAGGUACGGCCGGGCAGUCCUCGGCAUCGAUCUGGGACACGCCUAGCUCUAGUCACCACCAAGCUCAGGGAAGCAGAUCUGGUGCGCCCUUGUCAUCUUUGUCCACGAUGACCUCCACCAUGUCGCAGCAGAGGCCCAAUUACUCUGCGUUCUCCGUUCCCUCUCCGCUAUCCGGAAGCAUGGGCAGCAAUACUGCUCUGAGAUCUCCACCAGCGGGACAAAACAUGGCCUCGAGCGCAUUUCCCAGUCACAACAUCAAUCCUCCUCCGCAACCACCACCACAGCAACCGAAGCAAGGGUUAGCAAAGUACGAAAGUCUGCUGUGA
Molecule: messenger RNA, 2697 nt
Organism: Penicillium riverlandense
Lineage: Eukaryota; Fungi; Ascomycota; Eurotiomycetes; Eurotiales; Aspergillaceae
Product: putative protein kinase Scy1
Exons: 2
Coding region: 1-2697 (898 amino acids)
Biological process (GO): protein phosphorylation
Molecular function (GO): protein kinase activity; ATP binding
Source: RefSeq, a predicted model, not a curated record